UCGAUAACGUGUAAGAAAUGAUCAGAAAUAUAGAAUGAAUUACAUCUUAUAUUUUGUAGUUUGGUGAUAAUUUGUACAGCUGAUAAAUGCAAUUUCGGUCAGCUGAGCUACCCAUUGUAACAAGAAAGCACGUGCAAACAUGGCGAACGGAGGUGAUGAAGAAAUGGGUCUCUAUGACAACAGUGAUGAUGAAUUUGGAGAAGAAAUUGUAGAACAAAUGGAUGACAAUGAUGAAGAAGAAAUGAAUGAAGAGCAAACUGAACAAACAUCAACAUCAAAAGGAAAAAAGAAAAAGAAGAAAAAGAAAAAGAAGAAGGCUAAAGAAACUUCAGCAGAUAAUGACGAUGAUAAUGAAGAAGUUGAAUCACAAGAAAAAGAGGUGUUUUUYCCAGGUGAUAAAAUGGAGGACGAUGAAGAGUUAACAUAUGACAGUAGUGCUUACAAAAUGUAUCAUGCAGCACAAACAGGUUCACCUUGRCUUAGUUUUGAUGUUGUUCCUGAUAUCCUUGGAGAAUCUAGAARAGAGUUUCCUAUGACYGCAUAUAUUGUAGCUGGAACCCAAGCUCCKCUUGGACAACAAAACCAUGUCAUUGUGAUGAAAAUGUCAGAGUUGCACCAAACAGAAYAUGAUGARACUGGUGAUUCUGAUUCAGAUGAUGAGUACAUUGAAGAGGAACCAGACUUAGAAACUAGUAUGAUAAAGCAUAKUGGUGGAGUAAAUAGGAUUCGACAUGCUCACAUUCCCGACAGACAUAUUGUUGCUACAUGGUCAGACAAAAAUAAGGUUUAUAUAUGGGAUGUUUCCCCUCAAGUUAUAUCAGUGGAUAACCCUACUAACACAACACAAGCCAAAGACYUUUCACCUCUGUAUACUUUUGCUGGCCAUUUAACAGAAGGUUUCUCAAUGGAUUGGUCAAGAACUGUUCCUGGCAGGUUACUAACAGGAGAUUGUAAACACAACAUCCAUCUUUGGUCCCCACAAGAAGGAGGCAGUUGGCAUGUCGAUCAGAGACCAUUCAAUGCUCAUACAGACUCUGUAGAAGAUUUACAAUGGAGCCCAAAUGAAAAAAAUGUUUUUGCUUCAUGUUCUGUGGAUCAAACAGUUCGUAUUUGGGAUGCAAGAGCAGCUCCUUCAAAAGCCUGUAUGCUGACAACCAAAGCUCAUGAUGCAGAUGUCAAUGUUAUUUCUUGGAAUAGGAAUGAGCCUUUUAUAGUGUCAGGAGGUGAUGAUGGUAUUCUUAAAAUCUGGGAUCUCAGACAAUUUCAAAAGGGUGAGCCAGUAGCAUUAUUCAAGCACAAUACAGGUCCCAUUACAUCAGUAGAAUGGCAUCCGACAGAUAGUUCAGUUUUUGCUGCCUCAUCUGAAGACAAUCAAGUCACCUUAUGGGAUCUUGCUGUUGAAAGGGAUGAAACUGCGGAGGGACCUGGUCGUCAUCUAGAUGUACCGCCACAAUUACUAUUCAUUCAUAUGGGCCAAAAAUCAGUCAAAGAAAUACACUGGCAUCAGCAGUUACCAGGUGUCGUCAUAAGCACAGCUGCAAGUGGAUUUAAUGUUUUCAAGACUAUAAGUGUAUGAUUGAUACAGACACAUAUAUGCCUACUGAGCAUGCUCUUAUGCUACAGUAUGAUCACKAUCCCACAUGGCUGUUUGCAUACUCAASUGCAGCAAGUUMUCAAGGACSAACAAGGCCAAAAUAGCUCAGAAUAGUUUUUCAUAAAACUGCAUUGUCCCUGGARUCAAAUGUGAAGUCAUCCAUAGGAAUUGUGGGAAUUUACRACAUAUGGUACCAUCAUUCAAAUGUACUUUAAUAAUAAAAUAUAGAUAGUUAACUCCUACAAUUCCUGUUGGUUGACCGUUUUCCAAACAAUAGGUACAUGUAAUAAAGUAUGUGAAUUCACUUCAAUGACAACAGUUUCUUCCAAACAUUUGUUUUAUUUAAUACAACUGACAGUACCUAUGUUUACAAUAUAUAAUGCCAUAUUAAAUUUMUAUUGAUUUUAACAAUGGCAGAGUUAUAAUAUUAAAAUCUAUGAUUUCAAAAAAAAUUAAUGGCACAGCAAGUCUUUCCAUGUCUGCUUGAGUACAUGCACAGCACUGUUGUCCACAAAACWUGUUUAAAUGUAUCUUGUGGACAACAUUUUGGCAAGUAGUCUGGGCCUGGUUAUAUAAAGAAUGGGUAUUAUUAUCUGCUUGGAGUAACAGUGCUGUUGGAGCAGUUUUCAUUAGACUAAAGUCUAUCCUCACAGCCCCACUUACAAAUCUAUUAUUCAAUGUUCAAUGAAGUGAUAUGUGUGUAAAGUAUAUAAGUACAGGAAUUGUUAUAGAGUGACCACUGAGGUGUAGAAGUGUAAUGAGACUAGAUAAAGAUAGGUUUUUGUAAUAAUUUGUAACUAUUUUCCUAUAUCACUGGUGUUGACAAGGAUAAACUACAAUGCCUGUUUUAGAAAAUGUUCAACAUUGCACCUCAUGCUAUUAUUAMAGCACAGAACUAACAAAUCCUGUGUAAUAUACUGUAGAUGAAAGACAUUAUUGUAACCUAGUAGAGUGCCUUUCAUUAGACUGUGCAAUGAAAAUGACUAUUUAGCAAGCAUAUGUUGMUAAAAAACAAAAGAAUACUAUAACUUUAGAGUGUMAUACCAACAAUUAUUAUUUCUGUCRAACUAGUCUUACACAGUCGAAUAAAAACAACUCCGUUAUUUUUCA
This is a messenger RNA of Exaiptasia diaphana, 2704 nucleotides long. RefSeq names its product glutamate-rich WD repeat-containing protein 1. The record is from RefSeq and is a predicted model, not a curated record. Bases 140 to 1576 code for a protein of 478 amino acids. Lineage: Eukaryota; Metazoa; Cnidaria; Anthozoa; Actiniaria; Aiptasiidae. Gene Ontology annotation, molecular function: protein binding. The transcript is spliced from 14 exons.